Molecule: messenger RNA, 2159 nt
Organism: Pimephales promelas (fathead minnow)
Lineage: Eukaryota; Metazoa; Chordata; Actinopteri; Cypriniformes; Leuciscidae
Gene: knl1
Product: kinetochore scaffold 1
Biological process (GO): cell division; protein localization to kinetochore; attachment of spindle microtubules to kinetochore
Cellular component (GO): nucleus
Source: RefSeq, a predicted model, not a curated record
AAAUUUCUAUUGAGCCAGCUUCAAAUGCCACACCUAAUGUCAAGCAGAAAAAUAAUUCGGUUCUAAAUGAGAAGACCACACCUUUUAGUCUAAAAAAGCCGUUCUCAUCAAGGUUGUCAUUGUGUGGUAUCAUGCCAAAACUACCGAAACGAGCUUCAACUGUAACUCCAAACAAAACUGUGACCAUUGGUUUUAAUGAUUUACGAUGUCUACAACUAGAGAAACAUUUUGAUGUUGUUGAACAAAAUGGCAAAUGCAAAACAGUCAAUAUUAAUGACGAAGAGUUACCUGAAAUGAGCAGUGAAGACGAUAUAUCAGGGAGUCUUGAAAAUUGGCCAAUUAACAAGCAAGAUGACCUGGAUGGCUCUUUGGCUGUACCUAUAAAGGAAGAGCUUUUUGAGGAUGAGGUCUUUGAGGCAGACACGAGCACGAGUCCAUGCUUUAAAAGGCCUUAUCCAGAGGAAGAUGCUAAUACAUCAGAACAAACCAAGAAAGCCAACAUUUCUGACAUGGGGCCUGGCUGUCAUGAAGCUGCUGUACAGUGGGAAGGUAAUUUUACACGGCAUGCUGCUCAAAAUCCCAAGGCAAAGAAAAUUGAAGAUACAGGAGUCUCUGAGUCCACUCUCAGAUACUCACAGUUUGACUCUCAUAUGGAUGGGACACUGGAUAAUGAAUUUGAUUUCAACAAGAAACUUGAGGACGGAAGCAUCACAGUGACUGAGUUCCUAAGCCACUUUGGUAUCAACUUCGUCAUCCACAGAUCUAGAGCAAGUGCUCUUCCUGACAAUUUUAGGGCUGGUGAAGCAUGCACAAUGGAAGAUUUACUCAAAGAGAAAUACAUAUACCAUCCCAAGCAGAGAGUAUAUGAGCAAGACUGUAAGAACCUCACAGAGAUAGUGGACAGACUUAAAGAACAAAUGCCUGAGCAAGAGAAAUCCCUGGGAUGCAUCAAUGGAGCCCUUCAGCAACAGAUAUGUACUCUCUCUAAAGAACAAUUAAAAAGCUUUGGAUCCAAGUUGAAAGAGCGAAGACUUUACUUUGGAAAGAGAAGCAAGGCACAUUCUCAUGAAAUGAAAGGAGUCUUGUACUCGGAGCUCAUUAAAACUACACAGGAUGCAAAGCAAAGCCUGCUAUCUAAAAUCAAAGAGACAGACUGUAUUAUUGAAAACUUGGAUGGAUGCAUUAAUGAUUUAGAAACUGAGCUUGCAACUGUAGAGUCCAUGAUUAUGGGAGAUCAUCUUGAUGCUCCUCAAACCAGACCAGCCUUAAAAGCCAAGGAAGAGGAUUUGAAAAGGCUUAAUUCAGAUAUCACUGUGAAGGAGAGGAAAAUUGGUGAGCUGGAGAUUCGGCUUAGGACUUUGGAGGGCCAACAGGAAAAGCUGCGAGGAGAAUCAAGUAGCCUUAAGAGUCAUCUUGCAACCUUGAACAGUUUGAACGAGUGGCGUCUUGAUGCGACAGAUGAAAGGGGGGCCUUGUUUACCUUCCUUCACAACACUGUGCAUCUGCAGGUGAACCUGCAAAUACCUGCUGGAACGAAAUGGAUGACUGAGGAUGUGGAGCGAAGUGUUGAUGUAUGCUUACAGUUGCAGCUGGAUGUGGAAAAGUCUGAGUGUCAUGCAAGCAUGGUUCACAAGUUACUCACACUAUACUGUCAGUCUCAAACUCAAUGGACACAGAGGUACCCGACUACCCGACAUAUACCAGAGAUGCUUCAUGACAUUAGUUUGGUGGUGGGUCGUCUCAGGCUCUUAGGUGAGGAGAUUCACCGGCUGAAGAAGUGGGGAGGAUUGAAGCUUCGUAUCCUGAAGAUCACCUGUAUAGACACUCAAGUUCAUAUUGUCUUCUCAAGUCUGAAAGCGUUUGAAAAAUUUGAGUUAAGUCUGAUGGUCACUCCAGACUAUCCCUUUGGACCACUUCACAUACAGGAGUUCAAAAAACACAUGGGGAAUACGAGGUUGAGUCAAAUUGAAGACAUCCUUUCAUCAGUCAAACCAGCCAAGAACUAUCUGACAAAAAUCCUCAAGAAGAUCCACGAUGAUCUCCUGUGCUAAAAAACUCAAGUCUUGUUUACUCUUUUCUUUUCAGUCUUUUAAAUGUUUGUAUAUAUUGACGUUCGUAUAAUCAAAACAUAAUAAUUAAAAAUGUAGCCACAAACCACA